Messenger RNA from Besnoitia besnoiti, 2379 nucleotides. Its product is annotated as Not1 N-terminal domain, CCR4-Not complex component protein. The record is from RefSeq and is a predicted model, not a curated record. Lineage: Eukaryota; Apicomplexa; Conoidasida; Eucoccidiorida; Sarcocystidae. Gene Ontology annotation, cellular component: P-body; CCR4-NOT core complex; nucleus. The transcript has 5 exons. Gene Ontology annotation, biological process: nuclear-transcribed mRNA poly(A) tail shortening; regulation of DNA-templated transcription. The coding region runs from base 1 to 2379 and encodes 792 amino acids.
AUGGCAGAGAAGCGGAAGCUGCAGCAGGAGGUGGAAAAGACACUCAAGCGUGUCGAGGAGGGUUUGGAUGCGUUCAACGACGUCUGCGAGAAGAUACACGGGCCUCUGGUCAGCUCGUCGCAGAAAGAGAAGCUCGAGAACGAGUUGAAGCGCGAAAUCAAGAAACUGCAGCGGUUUCGCGACCAGAUUAAGACCUGGCAAACGUCGUCAGACAUCAAAGACAAGGCUCCACUCGACGAGGCGCGAAAGAAAAUCGAACGCGAGAUGGAGAGGUUCAAGGUCUGCGAGCGCGAAUCAAAGAUGAAGGCCUUCUCCAAGGAGGGCCUCGCAGCCAAGACGAAGCUCGACCCGCAGGAGGAAGAACGGAACCGCCACCGCGAGUGGCUGAACGAAUUCAUCUCCGCGCUCAACACUCACGUCGACGCACAUGAAGCCGAAGAGGAACUGCUUCACAGCAAUAAAAAGGGCAAGCAGCGCGACCAGGCCAAUACAGAGCGCCGCCUCAGCCAGCUGCAGCUCUAUGUGCAGCGGCAUCGCUGGCACAUCAACAACAUGGAGUUGAUUCUGCGGAGACUCGAAAACGACUCUCUCGACCUCUCCGUCAUGGACGAACUCAAAGAAAGUCUGGAGCUCUAUAUUGAAACCUUCAGCGAUCCCGACUUCUUCUUUGACGAAACGCUCUACACUGCGCUCAACCUCGACGCGCCCGAGGACAACGCGAGUGAAGUCGUCAAGGACUCUGAGGAGGAAAAUACAAACUCGGAACCGUGCGGAGACGCGACGCCUCCCAGCGGCGCGGGGAGUAAAGAGGCCUCCGGCGCGGGCGCGAGCCCCACGAGCACGUCAAGUAAUCCCCCAGGCGGGUCUCAGCGGACGGGCCGCCUUGCCGCUGGAUCUCCGGCAGCUGCGGGCGAGACAGGCCGCAGCAGCAGCACACAGAGUGGAGUCUCUACAGCGAAUCGCGGGGCGGCGUCCUCGACGCGCGCCUCUCUGGGAACCGGCGGCGCCGCUGCGGGGCCCCAGAAGGGCGAGAAGGCGGUCGGAGGAGGCGAGAGUGGUCAGAAGGCCACGCAGGCAGCCGGCGGGGCUGAGAAGGGCGCCGGCAGUGAAGGCGCCGGAGCGUCCUCCGCGGGCGCGGCGGCGGCGGCGCUGAACGGCAUGGCGACGAACGCGGCGGGCGGCGCGCAGAAGAAGGGCGCCGCAGAGAAGGCGGGCGGAGAGAGCGGGGCGACGGGAGGCCGCAAAACAAGUCACGAAACCGACCGCGCAGGCGCCGCCUCGCCCGCGCAGGUCUCCGCGAAGCCGCGGUCGGCUUCCCCUGGCGCAGAGAACGACGCCUGGACGGGGAGGCGCGCCGCGGGGUCUGCGUCGACGCCCCCCGCUGCGGACCCCGCGCUCGCAGGCACCAGCCGCUGGGUCACCGUCGCCGGCGCGGGGGCCUCCGCCGGGUCAGCUGCCCCGAAGGGGACUGCGGGUGCGGAGCCAGAGGAGAGCCGGAAACGCGAAGAACUCGAGAAGGCGUCAGGCGCAGCGGGCAAAGACAAGCGCGCAGCCGGCAAGGCGCAGGCCGUAGGAGGAGGAGAGAGCGCUGGCGCCCAGACGGCGGGGGCUGCGGCCGCCGUGACCGGGGGGUCGACGGACCCAGCUAGCGGUCGAGGUCAGCAAGCCAAGGGCGCCGCGGGCGCGGAAGAAGAGAGAGUCGGCGGCGAGGAUGGCAGAGAGAGAAGGGCGGGCGAGACCGACCAAGCGACUUCAGCAAAGUCCGCAGAAGAAGACGCUGAAGGAAAAUCCGCCUCGGGACUCGGGAUGCCUGGCCUCCAGGGCAACUCAGGCAGCUCACUUUCGGGCAUCGCGGCGCUGGUCGGCUGCAGCCAGGCGCACUGUCCUACGCGCUCCGAUGGCGAGCAGACGCAGGGCGGCAGCGUCUGCGGGCGCAACGCUGCGUCGGCGCUGGGCUGGGGGGCGAACGGGGUCUUCGGGGUGGGACCUGGAGGCCCCGGGGUUCGUUCGCUGCCGCCGCUGUCGCCGCAGAUCCCCUGGACGUGCGCGCCGGAGAGCUUUCCCGACACCCCGUUGGCAGGCUACGACACUCGGCAGCUGUUUUCGCGGUUGGACCUUGACACUCUCUUUUUCGUCUUUUACUAUCAACAGGGGACGUAUCAACAAUAUUUGGCAGCUCGCGAGCUGAAGCGCCAGUCCUGGAGAUACCACAAGAAAUAUUUGACUUGGUUCCAGCGCCACGAAGAGCCGCGAAUCACGGCGGACAAAUACGAGCAGGGCACGUACGUCUACUUUGACUACGACUCAGGGUGGUGCUCGAAGAUCAAGCAAGACUUCACAUUCGAGUACUGUUGGCUCGAGGACGAGCUCGCCGUCUAG